Molecule: messenger RNA, 1067 nt
Organism: Notothenia coriiceps (black rockcod)
Lineage: Eukaryota; Metazoa; Chordata; Actinopteri; Perciformes; Nototheniidae
Product: choline-phosphate cytidylyltransferase B-like
Exons: 7
Coding region: 163-1050 (295 amino acids)
Biological process (GO): CDP-choline pathway
Molecular function (GO): choline-phosphate cytidylyltransferase activity; phosphatidylcholine binding
Source: RefSeq, a predicted model, not a curated record
UCUACCAUUGUGAAUAGUUUUAUCAGAGUAACUUGAACUUUGCUCACUACGUUCUCUCGUCAUCAGGGUCAGGCAGGCCCGUGGGAUACAUACUGUGUAUACUAGGAAGGCCAGCUGAGAGCGGCAGGGUGUUGUGAGAAGACACAAAGCAGAACAUCCAGGAUGGCAGGGAGGAGACGAGGCCGGGGAAACAACGCCCAGCAGCACCGGGCCCCACGGCACCAGAGAGCGGGCCCUCGCGGGUCUCAGCGGGAGCCGGCUGCUUUUGCCAAGUCCACAGGUUGUGAUUCACAGACCCCCCAUGACAAGCUGACCAUCACCCAGGCACGGAGGGGCACACCAGCCAAUCGUCCUGUGCGAGUCUACGCUGAUGGGAUUUUUGAUCUUUUCCAUUCGGGACAUGCUCGAGCUCUGAUGCAGGCCAAAAAUGUGUUUCCAAACACAUACCUGAUAGUAGGAGUCUGCAGUGAUGAACUCACCCACAAGUUAAAGGGCUACACGGUGAUGACAGAGAACGAACGCUAUGACGCCCUGACACACUGCCGCUACGUUGACGAGGUGGUGCGGGACGCUCCCUGGACGCUCAGCGCAGAGUUCCUCCAUAGACACAAGAUUGACUUUGUGGCCCAUGAUGAUAUUCCUUACACUUCUGCUGGAUCACAGGAUGUCUACAAACACAUCAAGGAAGCAGGGAUGUUCGUGGCCACUGAGAGGACAGAAGGAAUCUCCACAUCUGAUCUGAUCACUCGUAUCGUCAAAGACUAUGACAUUUAUGUUCGACGCAACCUGCAGAGAGGCUACACAGCCCGAGAACUCAAUGUUGGAUACAUUAAUGAAAAGAAAUAUCGACUCCAGGAACAAGUGGACAAGAUGAAAGAGACGGUCCGCACGGUGGAGGAAAAGUCCAAACACUUUGUCUACAGAGUGGAAGAGAAGAGCCAUGACCUCAUCCACAAGUGGGAAGAGAAGUCGCGAGAAUUUAUCAGUAACUUCCUGGAGCUUUUCGGACCUGAUGGAGCAUGGGCACGUUCACUUUUACAUCAAUAUUAACUCCAUAGUAAAGGUCC